Messenger RNA from Sclerotinia sclerotiorum 1980 UF-70, 183 nucleotides. RefSeq lists its product with no specific name. The coding region runs from base 1 to 183 and encodes 60 amino acids. NCBI's taxonomy places the organism in Eukaryota, Fungi, Ascomycota, Leotiomycetes, Helotiales, Sclerotiniaceae. The transcript has 4 exons. The record is from RefSeq and is a predicted model, not a curated record.
AUGGCUUUUCCUGAGGAUUUCAACAUCGGCGGGGAUAGGGGAGGGAGGUUGCGGUUUAGUGUAUCGGUGUUUGAGAAAAGGAUGCUCGAGGGGGCAAAUUCUGCACAUGAGAAACACGGCAAUGAUGAUCAAUUUCGUCAUGAUUCUAUUACUACUAUUCACAGUUAUGCGUAUCAGGAAUAG